UGCAAAAUGUCAACAAAAAAACGACCAAAUUUAAGCUCCUUUGAAGAACAGAGCAAGAACAGAGACAAGAACAGAGACAACCUCUGUUUUAGAGAGAGAAGAAAAAAAAAACAGAGAGAAAUGAAAGGAACUCAAACAAAACCUCUUGUGAUUUCCAAAUACUUCGUCUUAUCUCUGUUUUUCUCUCUCCCUUUCCUUCUUCUCUUAUCACUCCGCCCUUACUACCACCGUCUCUCCACGGCGGCGACCGACAAUCCCCAGCCGGAAUCGGGCGAUUUAAAGAUCCGACCUGGGUACACUUCCUACAACCGGUACAUAAAGAAGCAGCUAAACAAAACCCUCGACCCGAAGCUCCGAAAGAUCUGGACGACCCGGGAUUGGGACCGGAAAAUCCAGGUUUUUUCCAGAUUCUUCGAGGGGUUAAAAGGGGAAGGGCUAAUCUCGCCGGAAUCAAAAGCUCUGUGCAUCGGAGCUCGGGUCGGGCAGGAAGUGGAGGCAUUGAGGCGGGUCGGAGUUUCGGAUUCGAUCGGAAUGGAUCUGGUUCCGUAUCCACCGUUGGUGAUUCACGGCGAUUUUCAUAAUCAGCCGUUUGGGAAUGAGACUUUCGAUUUUGAAUUCUCGAAUGUGUUCGAUCAUGCUCUGUUUCCGGAGCGGUUCGUGGCGGAGAUCGAACGGACGUUGAAGCCCGGCGGGGUCUGCGUUUUACACGUGGCGUUAUCGCGGCAGACGGAUAAGUACUCCGCUAAUGAUCUGUAUAGUGUGACGGCGUUGGAGGCUCUGUUUCGGAGAUCGGCGGUGGUACGCGUCGGGAAGAUCGACGGCUUUGGAUUGGACACGGAGGUUGUCUUCCGGAAAACGACGAACAGGAUCCGACGGUCCUGAUUCGACAGGGUUUUCAAUUUCUGACGUGGCGUGGUCCUUACAUACCGUGAAUCAUUGGGUCCAUACAUGCCCACAUGGAUUCGCACCAACUUAACUGAUUUAGGUUGGAUCAAGUCGGUAGCCCGAGUUGGGUUCAUAUGUUGUUUGAUUUUAGUUGCCUUCUGUCCUUUUGGGUUUGGCAACGGACUCUGCGAUUGUACAGUACUCACCUCAACAAGAGAGUUAAGUCAAAUUGUAUUAACAUCGCCUAUGGUUAAACAACGUAUGCUCAAGCCUUUGACCCCGUUUGAGAA
This is a messenger RNA of Cucurbita moschata (crookneck pumpkin), 1175 nucleotides long. RefSeq lists its product as uncharacterized. Gene Ontology annotation, molecular function: S-adenosylmethionine-dependent methyltransferase activity. The transcript has 2 exons. The coding region runs from base 7 to 882 and encodes 291 amino acids. The record is from RefSeq and is a predicted model, not a curated record. Lineage: Eukaryota; Viridiplantae; Streptophyta; Magnoliopsida; Cucurbitales; Cucurbitaceae.